AUGGGUGAGCAUAAUCAAGGAGGGCAAAAUGAAACAACAGUGACAGAAUUCAUCCUUCUUGGCUUCCCUGGGUCUCUGAAUUUUAAGAUGUUCAUCUUCAGCCUCUUUCUUAUCAUGUACAUUCUGUCAGUUGCUGGAAACCUCUCCAUCAUUAUUCUCGUGGUUACUACCAGUCGGCUCCAUACUCCCAUGUACUUCUUCCUAUGCAGUCUCUCUUUCGUGGAGAUCUGGUACACAACCAACGUUGUCCCCAAGGCUCUUGCCAUCUUUCUAGGGAGGAGUAGAAGCAUUUCUUUCAGUGGCUGCAUUCUGCAAAUGUAUUUCGCCUUUUCCUUUGGGAUCACACAACACUUCCUGCUAACCGUCAUGGCUUAUGAUCGAUAUUUGGCUAUAUGCUACCCCCUGCAUUAUAGCACCAUCAUGGAUAUCAAACUUGCUUGCAAGUUAGUAGUUGGUUGUUGGAUCUGUGGUUUCCUUUCCAUGUCUAUUCUAGCUUAUUUGAUAUCAAGGUUGUCUUUCUGUGGACCUAAUGUGAUUAACCACUUCUUCUGCAACAUUGAUUCCUGGAUAGUUCUUUCCUGUAGCGACACACGUGACAUUGAGAUAUUAGUAUUUGCCCUAUCAAUCAUUGUAAUCUUGUGCACAUUUGCAAUAAUUCUUCUCUCUUACAUGUACAUUAUCUCCACAAUCCUGCAUAUCCCUUCUGCCAAGGGACAGCAAAAAGCCUUUUCUACAUGUUUAUCCCAUCUUGCCAUAGUGAUUAUUUUGUAUGGCUCUACCAUCUUUCUGUAUGUCAAGCCUUCUAAACAGACAUCUUUAGAAAUGACGAAAAUAGUUAACAUCCUGAAUGCUAUUGUGACUCCAUUCCUAAAUCCUUUCAUCUACACACUAAGAAACAAAGAGGUGAAGGAGGCCUUAAGAAAUGCAUUGCACUGGAGAUGA
Hemicordylus capensis (graceful crag lizard) is the source of this 942-nucleotide messenger RNA. RefSeq names its product olfactory receptor 6F1-like. The record is from RefSeq and is a predicted model, not a curated record. Lineage: Eukaryota; Metazoa; Chordata; Lepidosauria; Squamata; Cordylidae. The transcript has a single exon. Gene Ontology annotation, biological process: G protein-coupled receptor signaling pathway. Gene Ontology annotation, cellular component: membrane. The coding region runs from base 1 to 942 and encodes 313 amino acids. Gene Ontology annotation, molecular function: olfactory receptor activity; G protein-coupled receptor activity.